This is a messenger RNA of Cooperia oncophora, 456 nucleotides long. NCBI's taxonomy places the organism in Eukaryota, Metazoa, Nematoda, Chromadorea, Rhabditida, Trichostrongylidae. The record is from the annotation of a GenBank genome assembly.
AUGGCUAUCACUCGUCACGGAAUCAACAGGCAGGAAGUGGGUGCCUUGAUGCGCUGUUCAUUCGAAGAAACCGUUGAUAUUCUGAUGGAAGCGGCUGUACAUGCGGAAGUAGAUCCUGAGUAUCCGAGAACAUUAUGCUUGGCCAACUUGCCAAGGCUGGUACAGGCGCAUUUCGAUUUGGUUUUGGAUGCGGAGAAAUGUAAAUAUGGUAUUGAAGUGUCGACUAUGAUGGGUAUGUAUGGAGGCCUUGGGCAAUAUGGCACAGCACACAGUCCUGCUAGCUCCUCAAUGUCUCCUGUGUCGACCCCAUGGAAUGGUGGUAUGACUCCCGGAUAUGGAGCAGGAUGGUCGCCAAUCGGAAGUGGUAUGACACCGGGUGCAGCUGGAUUUUCGCCAUCAGGCCAUUCAGAAACCGGAAUGUCUCCUGGAUACGGAGGGUUCGUACUUAGAGAUUAA